AUGGCGCCGCCAUCAUGGUGGGCCUGGGAAGGCGCCGCGAAAGUGACCGAACUCUGGUUGGACAAGUGGCUCCAUCGUCUGAUCUGGCAACAGUGGUCACGGGGACACAUCUGGCAACAGUGGUCAACGGGGACACAUCUGGCAACAGUGGUCACGGGGACACAUCUGGCAACAGUGGUCAACGGGGACACAUCUGGCAACAGUGGUCACGGGGACACAUCUGGCAACAGUGGUCACGGGGACACAUCUGGCAACAGUGGUCACGGGGACACAUAUGGCAACAGUGGUCACGGGGACACAUCUGGCAACAGUGGUCACGGGGACACAUCUGGCAACAGUGGUCACGGGACACAUCUGGCAACAGUGGUCAACGGGGACACAUCUGGCAACAGUGGUCACGGGACACAUCUGGCAACAGUGGUCAACGGGGACACAUCUGGCAACAGUGGUCACGGGACACAUCUGGCAACAGUGGUCAACGGGGACACAUCUGGCAACAGUGGUUACGGGACACAUCUGGCAACAGUGGUCAACGGGGACACAUCUGGCAACAGUGGUCACGGGACACAUCUGGCAACAGGUCAACGGGGACACAUCUGGCAACAGUGGUCAACGGGGACACAUCUGGCAACAGUGGUCAACGGGGACACAUCUGGCAACAGUGGUCAACGGGGACACAUCUGGCAACAGUGGUCAACGGGGACACAUCUGGCAACAGUGGUCAACGGGGACACAUCUGGCAACAGUGGUCAACGGGGACACAUCUGGCAACAGUGGUCAACGGGGACACAUCUGGCAACAGUGGUCACGGGACACAUCUGGCAACAGUGGUCACGGGACACAUCUGGCAACAGUGGUCACGGGACACAUCUGGCAACAGUGGUCACGGGACACAUCUGGCAACAGUGGUCAACGGGGACACAUCUGGCAACAGUGGUCACGGGACACAUCUGGCAACAGUGGUCACAGGACACAUCUGGCAACAGUGGUCACGGGACACAUCUGGCAACAGUGGUCACAGUACACAUCUGGCAACAGUGGUCACAGGACACAUCUGGCAACAGUGGUCACAGGACACAUCUGGCAACAGUGGUCACAGGACACAUCUGGCAACAGUGGUCACAGGACACAUCUGGCAACAGUGGUCACGGGACACAUCUGGCAACAGUGGUCACGGGACACAUCUGGCAACAGUGGUCACGGGACACAUCUGGCAACAGUGGUCACGGGACACAUCUGGCAACAGUGGUCACAGGACACAUCUGGCAACAGUGGUCACGGGACACAUCUGGCAACAGUGGUCACGGGACACAUCUGGGUUUCCACGGGCGUGGAAAUUAA
Molecule: messenger RNA, 1341 nt
Organism: Procambarus clarkii (red swamp crayfish)
Lineage: Eukaryota; Metazoa; Arthropoda; Malacostraca; Decapoda; Cambaridae
Source: RefSeq, a predicted model, not a curated record